This is a messenger RNA of Chelonia mydas (Green sea turtle), 5312 nucleotides long. It is a transcript of the gene LRRC4, whose product is annotated as leucine rich repeat containing 4. Gene Ontology annotation, biological process: synaptic membrane adhesion; excitatory synapse assembly; postsynaptic density protein 95 clustering. The transcript has a single exon. NCBI's taxonomy places the organism in Eukaryota, Metazoa, Chordata, Testudines, Cheloniidae. The record is from RefSeq and is a predicted model, not a curated record. Gene Ontology annotation, cellular component: postsynaptic density membrane; plasma membrane; glutamatergic synapse. The coding region runs from base 1927 to 3864 and encodes 645 amino acids. Gene Ontology annotation, molecular function: protein binding.
ACGCUUGACACCCCUCCUCCCCCUGGGGUCACGGGAUGGCGCAGCUCCAGCCACCGCUCAGUACCCUUAAGGGCUAUGGGCCAACUGAAUUCAGAGACCCUCCCGCCCCCAGGCCCUGGGACAUGGCCGUUCUACCCCCAAGCCGCCCAGCCGCACGCCCCUCCUCGGCGGAACGAGGGCACCUGGGAAACCGGGGGGCGGGACAGAGCCCGGGGGGAGGCAGAGGAACGGGCUGAGCCCAGGCUUCCCGGCUGCCGCGCUGCUCAGCGCUGCCUGCGUCUGGCCCUGCGCCGCCCCCUCGCCCGGGCCCCCACGCGGGCCCCCGGACAGCAGCCCGCUCCGCGCUCGGCAGGGCAUCGCGGGGCCUUUCCCCCGAGAGCCGGGGGGGGGAGAGGGGGGGCCGCCGGCGCCCCGUCCGCGGCCACCCUGCCUCCUGGUGCAGCACGGCCCGAAGCCGCUCCCUGGCCCUGCUUGCAGGGAGCGCGGGACGGCAGCCUGGCCGUUAACCCCUGGAGGGAAGGCGGAGGAGGGGGAGGCUGCGAGCCCUGCAUCACGCUCCCGCUCUGCCCAGCACACGAUGCGUCAGCAGUACAUCCACGUUCCCACUGAAGGACAAAAGGAUGAGAGAGCAGCCUGCCCGGCUGCCGCCUGCACCAGCACCGCCGCGGGGAGCCCGGGCGCCGGGGGAGAGGGCUGCCGCCGGCACGGGUAGGAAGGGAAGAUGUUACCGGGGUCCGGUGCGUCUCACGCCGCCGCUGCUGCCCCGCCUCCGCCUCCUCCCGCCGCAGUCGACGGGCAACAGAGACGUUAACGGCACCGGGAGGCUGGCGCCCCACCUCACUACCUCAGAGCCGCGGGGGAGCCGGCCGGGGCCGCGGGAGGGGAGCCCGCCGCCCUGCCCAUCCUGCGCCGGGGCUCGGCGCUAACGCGGGGCUCGGCGCUGGCGCACUCCCCCCAGCAGGACAGCGGCACUCCAGAGCGGCCCCCCCGCCGCACGGCCGCGCGCCCCCCUCCCCGGAGAAGCCGCCGGGUCGCCGCGAAGCGCGAGGAGGCUGCAGCCGGGCCAGGCACCGCAGCCCCGCACGCGGAAGGGGGGGGGCGUGCAGAGUGACCCCUCGCCCCCGCUGCCAAGAGCGACCGACCGACCGCGAUGGGCUGCCGCUAGCCGCCGGCGAUCCCCAGCAGAGCCCCCCGUGGGGAGGGGGGCGAGCACGGACCGAGCGGGGCCAGAGGAAGAGGCUGGCAAAGGGGCAGCGAGCAGAGAGCACGAUUCUCUUUGGUUCCUUGUCUGGCUGUUCCCGGCGGGGGCGGGGGGCAGGGUGCACGCUCCAGCCAUGGAGCACCAGCCCCAGCAGCUGCUCGCAGCAGCCGGCGCUCGGAGCCAAGGACAAAUUUGCAAAGCGCUGGCAGCGUUGCUCCCCGGGGCAGAAGGCAACUAUGCACCUGCCUAGCCGAGCGGGCCUCACCUCCAGCCGGGCUCCUUCCACGCUGCUUUCCCAGCUCCUGCUCUGGAUUUACUAGGAGCCAUUUUGUCUUUCACCCCCCUUUCCCCUUCCCCCCUCCCCCUUCUUCCCCUUUGUUAAUUCAAAACUGAACCGAAGAGGGGAUGGGGAGGAUGGAGCGGCGUCCUGCGGUGAGAGCUUAAAGAGCAGCGCACAGACCCCUUCCUCCCCAGGCAGGUGCCAAUUACAGAGCAGGGGGCUCGGCUGGGGGGGCUCGUGCUUUGCUUUGUUUCUUAUUUAUUUUUUUUCACCCCAUUUUCCCCUGAUCCCUCCACCCCAGCUCCCUCCCUCCCCCCCCCCCCCCCCCCCGCCCCUUUGUUAGCUGGCGAGAGGAAUGAACAGCUGGUUUAAGCUGGGGGAAUAGGGCCCCUUCUCCUUUCUGUGCCAAAUCCCGGACGAUGGUGAAUUAUGUACGUGCCACAUCAUGAAGCUCUUGUGGCAGGUAACUGUGCACCACACCUGGAAUGCUGCCCUGCUCUCGGUCGUCUACCUCACGGCGCAGGUGUGGAUUCUGUCUGCAGCAGCUGUCUGGGCCGGAGCCCCGAACUGCCCCUCCGUCUGUUCCUGCAGUAACCAGUUCAGCAAGGUGGUGUGCACGCGCCGCGGCCUGGCGGAGGUCCCUCAGGGCAUCCCUUCCAACACCCGCUAUCUCAACCUCAUGGAGAACAACAUCCAGCUGAUCCAAGCAGACACCUUCCGGCACCUGCACCACUUGGAGGUCUUGCAGCUGGGCAGGAACUCUAUCCGCCAGAUCGAGGUGGGUGCUUUCAAUGGGCUGGCCAGUCUCAACACGCUGGAAUUGUUUGACAACUGGCUGACCGUCAUCCCGAGCGGGGCCUUUGAGUACUUGUCCAAGCUGCGGGAGCUGUGGCUCAGGAACAACCCCAUCGAGAGCAUCCCCUCGUACGCCUUCAACCGGGUCCCGUCCCUCAUGCGCUUGGACCUGGGCGAGCUCAAGAAGCUGGAGUACAUUUCUGAGGGGGCUUUUGAGGGAUUAUACAACCUGAAGUACCUUAAUCUUGGGAUGUGUAACAUUAAAGACAUGCCAAACCUCACGCCCCUCGUGGGGCUGGAGGAACUGGAGAUGUCGGGGAAUAACUUCCCUGACAUCAAGCCAGGAUCUUUCCAUGGGUUAAAGUCUCUCAAGAAGUUGUGGAUUAUGAACUCCCAGAUCAGCCUGAUUGAGCGGAACGCAUUCGACGACCUCACCUCGCUGGUGGAGCUCAACCUGGCCCACAAUAACCUGACCUCGUUGCCGCAUGACCUUUUUGCCCCCCUGAGAUACCUGGUGGAGCUUCACUUGCACCACAACCCCUGGAGCUGCGACUGCGACAUCCUGUGGCUCUCCUGGUGGCUGCGGGAGUACAUCCCCACCAACUCCACCUGUUGCGGGCGCUGCCACGCCCCGAUGCACAUGAGGGGCAAGUUCCUGGUGGAGGUGGACCAGACCUCCUUCCAGUGCUCCGCACCCUUUAUCAUGGACGCCCCCAUGGAUCUAAACAUCUCGGAAGGACGAGUGGCGGAGCUCAAGUGCCGGACUCCCUCCAUGUCCUCUGUGAGGUGGUUGCUGCCUAACGGGACCGUUCUGAGCCACGCGUCUAACCACCCAAGGAUAUCCGUCCUCAAUGACGGGACCUUGAACUUCUCCCACGUUUUGCUAACGGACACGGGGGUUUACACGUGCAUGGUCACCAAUGUGGCAGGGAACUCCAACGCCUCGGCCUACCUCAACGUGAGUACGGCCGAGCUCAACACUUCCAACUACAGCUUCUUCACCACCGUCACGGUGGAAACCACAGAGAUCUCCCCCGAAGACAUCUCCCCGAAAUUCACUAAGCCAGUGCCAACGACUUCGACAGGGUACCAGCCGGCGUACACCACCACCACGACAGUGCUGAUCCAGACCACCAAAACGCCCAAGCCGGUGGCGGUGCCCACAGCGGACACCAGCGACAAGAUGCAGACCAGCCUGGACGAGGUGAUGAAGACCACGAAGAUCAUCAUCGGCUGCUUUGUGGCAGUGACGCUGCUGGCGGCGGCCAUGCUGAUUGUCUUUUACAAACUUCGCAAGCGGCACCAGCAGCGCAGCACGGUGACGGCCGCCCGGACCGUGGAGAUCAUCCAGGUGGACGAGGACGUGCCGGCGGCCCCGGCGGCCCCGACCAGUGUAUCAGGUGAGGGGGCAGUUGUGCUGCCUACAAUUCAUGACCAUAUUAGCUACAACACCUACAAACCGGCACACGGGGCCCACUGGACAGAAAACAGCCUGGGGAAUUCGUUACACCCCACGGUAACCACUCUCUCUGAACCGUAUAUAAUUCAGACCCACACCAAGGACAAAGUACAGGAAACUCAAAUAUGACUUUUUUUCAGAAAUUAUAAAUGCAAUAGAAUGCACAAAACAAAACAAAAAAAAGACAGCAACUUUUGUACAGAGUGGGGGAGAGACUUUUUUUCUUGUAUAUGCUUAUAUAUUCAAUCUAUGGGCUGAUAAGAGAAGCAGAUUAUAUUAAAAUUAAAAAACCUAUUUUCUAACUUGUAAGUUCUAUUUAAAAAAAAAAAGAGGGGGGUAGGGGGGGACAAAAUCAAAAUCCAAAACGAAAAAGAUGCCGGAAUGACUUUCUGGAGUGAGGCUGAGAACACAACUAGCCAAGGGACAGGCGGGAAGCGGGGGAAGGAAGUAUCAGUUUUUAGAAGCCGCUCCACAGAAUGCGGUAACACAAACCCGUUUCUCUAAAGAUCUUUUCUUAAAGCCCAACAUCGAUAUUUACAGAUUUAUCUUAUUUAAAAAAAUAAGGAAAAAAACGCACCAAGAAUUUGUACUGUGCCAAAAUGUUACAAAUGCAAUAAUGGGUUUUUUGUGUGGGUGGGUGGGGGAGAGAUGGACAGACCGUGGGGCUAAAUAUAUAUAUGUAUUAAAGAAAAAAAUGCCAACAUUUGCCAUGUAUCUCAAUAGGGCUGUGCGUGUGCCCGUGUGUACCGGCUCCGUGGGUAUCAUGUAUCCCAACAGAGCUUCUACAGAAAGAGCAGUGAAAGAGAGAGAAAUUGGCGUCGCUCUCAGUCAAAUGGUUCCACACUGCACCAGAUUCCUGCAGUUCAGUUUAACCCGCUGUGCGCAGGGAGCAUGUGUGUGCGCCUUUGACUUUCCCAGGAGGGAAGGGAGAGAGGGAAGGUUAGGUCAGGUUGGCUAGAGGGGACAUCCUAGCAGGUAGAGGGGAGAGCGGGGUGUGUGUGUGUGUGUGUGGCUAUGGUGCAGGAGAUCUGACAGAUGAUUGUAGACCAUGCUCCAAUUUUAUGAUUUUUUCCAUCUUUUUUAAGGUGGCAAGAGAUGAAGCUUUUCCCCCCUCCCCAACUGCUGGGGUUCCCCAAUCAAUUGAGGGCUCUUUAGAUAACUGUCAACUGGUGGGGGCGGGAGGGGUGGGAGAAAAACAAACCGGAGCUGCUGCAAGGCAGAAAUACUCUCUCUUGUUUAUAGAAAUGCAACCAGAUUACGCAUGGGGGAAUCGUCAUAUUGACAGAAAGUCUCUUGCUCACGCGAGCAUCUGGUGAACCCUAGAAGGGGGAAAAAGGCUCUCCUCCCUGUCACAUUUAUCCCCCAAAGCAGCCCGUGAAAGGUGUUUGGGGAGCAGGGGAGCAUUGGGGGGAGGCCGUGCGCAUUUCCUUCUGGUCCAUUUAAACAAUGUAACUACUUUCCUUUCUUAUCUGAGCUUUAAAAAACAAAGUGAAAGGAUUCAAAUCUAAAGGGUGAGAACAGAAAGCAACUUCAGAACAAUCUGACUGUACUCUGAGAAUCAAGUGUAUUUUUGUAUU